CAGAAACCCCGUGGUAGAAUGCGACGGCUGACAGCAGCACUCGUUUUAGACCACCCGCGAAUUGAGCCUUCGAGACGGCGAGACGGCGUUUCUCAAUCAGCGUCAACUUGACGACAGAACACGAGCUACCAAAAGAUCUCCAAGCACGUCGACGGCAACCGAACUCCAGCUAAGCUUUCCAGCCAAGGUACCAAACCUCCAAUGGCGGUAGAUAAGCAUCCACUCGAGGAGCCCUCGAGUGGCUCUUCAGCCAACGAGUUGAGCGCUGCCGACAAGGCCCUGGCCGAGAUGGGAUACGCGCCUGUCUUCAAGCGCGAGUUCUCUAUGUGGUCAUGCUUUAGCUUCGCGCUGAGCAUAUCGGGCCUCUUCGCGACGGUUAUGACAACUUUCUCGUAUCCGUUGUAUGCUGGCGGUGGUGCUUCCGCAAUUUGGUGUUGGCUGAUCGCUGGGGCCGGAGCUCUGUGUCUUGCGCUGAGCAUUUCUGAGAUAGUCUCGGCUUAUCCAACUUCAGGGGCUCUGUACUUUACGAUCAAAUACCUGGCGCCGGAGAAAUACGUCCCCAUUGUCGCAUGGAUUGACGGCUGGCUCAACCUCAUCGGACAAAUUGCCGGCAGCGCCUCAUCUGAAUAUGGAGCCGCCCAAAUGCUUUUAGCAGCAGUGGCCAUAGGUUCCUACGACGGGACCAAUUUCAUCUACGAACCAUCGACGUACCACAUCUACGGCGUCAUGGCCGGCCUGAUCAUCUUCCACGCCUGCAUCAAUACUCUAUCCACUUCCUGGCUGAACCACCUCGCCAAGACUUAUGCCGUCUUUCACAUCGCCGUCCUCAUCGCCGCCUGCGUUUCUUUGCUCGUCAUGCAGAAGGAUAAGCAUAGUGCGCAGUACGCCUUCACACAGGUGGAACCGGCAUCCGGCUGGAGUCCCCCCGGGUUCUCUUUCUUGUUUGGGUUUCUCUCAGUUGCCUGGACGAUGACCGAUUAUGACGCUACUGCUCACAUAGCAGAAGAGGCAAAGAAUCCAGAAACAAUCGUCCCGAAAGCCAUCUCCACGGCUCUUACAUUUACCUACGUUGUGGGGUGGUUGUUCAACAUCGUGUUGGUGUUUUGUAUGGGCGAUCCUGCGGAAAUCCUGGCGAGCCCCAUCGCUCAACCGGUCGUCCAGAUCUUCUUCAAUGUCAUGGGAAAAGGCCCGGCAAUAUUCUUUGCCGUGUCGGCGUUCAUAAUCAUGAACUUUGUUUGCAUAACGGCUUUGCAGGCGGGAUCCCGGACAAUUUGGGCUUUCAGCAGAGACGAGAUGCUGCCCGGCUCGUGGAUCUGGUACAAGAUCUGGAAGAAGACAGAUACCCCUGUCUUGGCGGUGUGGUUCUACUCUCUGCUCUGUAUUCUGAUCAACCUGAUCAGUUUGGGAAGCUACAUCACCAUCGCCGCCGUCUUCAACAUAUGCGCCAUUUGCCUGGAUUGGUCCUACUGCAUCCCCAUAAUCUGCAAGAUCUUCUUCAACAAGUUCGAGCGCGGCCCGUGGCACCUCGGCAAAGCGAGUAUCUACGUCAAUUCAUGGGCCUGUAUUUGGACUGCCUUCGUCUCGGUCAUUUUCAUGUUUCCCACAGUCAUGCCGGUUGACCCUAGCACAAUGAAUUAUGCCGUCGUGAUUCUGGCUUUUGUCUUCCUUCUGGCAACCGGAUAUUGGUUUGUUGCGGGCCACAAGUACUACAUAGGACCUCGAACUCACGCACGUGUUGUCAGCGGGGCGGUCAUUGAGGAACCUAGCCUGGAGGUGCUGCAGGAUUACGAGAAGGCAGUCGCGGCGUCUGGGCGACAGAUUUAGACAAGCGUCGUUAGACUGCGGGAGUUAGUAAAGGCCACAUAGCUGCAGUUUCACUCAUGUCUACAUCUUGCGAUCUUGUACAAUAUUGAUCCAGUUCACUAGACUGAUGUCCUGGCUAUUCUUCUUGCAAGUAUUGGGCUGUAUACGUGGCUAGCUCCAAUAUCACUUACAUCUCUCUUCACAUGCACCCAAUCCCUGGCUGAUCCGCAGUGACUUCUACGACGUCAAUCCCCCGCUCGUCAAG
Molecule: messenger RNA, 2068 nt
Organism: Pseudomassariella vexata
Lineage: Eukaryota; Fungi; Ascomycota; Sordariomycetes; Amphisphaeriales; Pseudomassariaceae
Product: amino acid permease
Exons: 6
Coding region: 202-1824 (540 amino acids)
Biological process (GO): transmembrane transport
Cellular component (GO): membrane
Molecular function (GO): transmembrane transporter activity
Source: RefSeq, a predicted model, not a curated record